This is a messenger RNA of Aspergillus calidoustus, 558 nucleotides long. The record is from the annotation of a GenBank genome assembly. Lineage: Eukaryota; Fungi; Ascomycota; Eurotiomycetes; Eurotiales; Aspergillaceae.
AUGUCUACUGAUCAGGUACCCAUCGUGACUCCUGAGGACCUUCAACACUUCCAGGCGAAACAUUUCCCAAACACUGGCAACGCCCAAGCUCCAGAAUUCGCCCACGAAUCGUACGAUGACAACAAGGAUGAUGAAGAUGGACUAGGCUACUAUCCAGACGGCGUGAAGCGGACCCUUACCGACGAACAGAUUCGAAUCUUCAGGCACAGCGAGAUCCACGCAAUUCUCCGUGAGAGACAGAUCAAGCAAGAAAAUGAGGAAUAUGAAAAGAGGGUCUCAGCGCAGGUCGGAGGCUCUGGUGCUUCUGGUCAAGCGGGUUCGAUAGGAGAGGACGUUCAAGCUCAAUCUAGUGACCAGGCGAGUCUUGACUCGAGUGCGGCAGGGGUAAAGCGUCCUGCGGCCAAAGCUGCGUCGAAGGGGUCCGUGGUGAAGAGACAGGCAACUGCGCCCGCAGAUGUGUCGCUGGACUACAGGGAGGAAAGUCCUGCUCAGCAACCCACUCGCAAGCCCGCGGCUUCUCACUUCGCUGGACGGAGGAUAAUUUCGUACGAUGAUUGA